GGGAAAGUGACCCUGACGACAGAAGAGACGACGGCAGUCACUGAGAUUACAGACACUCCUAUCGAAUAUAUUUGCUGCGACGGGAGUCUUUGGAAAGCGGUGCUCUCUGGAGGCGUUCGCAGAGCCUAGUGCCGCACAAUGGACCACAUCUGGGCUCGUAUUUUCAUAGGAGUCAUUAUCUGGGCGAUUGCUGCAUGUUCACUCAACAAUAUCGAAGACACCAGUGCGGAGCAGCGCGUUGGUAUCAAUGAACAAGACGGGAGGCACGCCAGGCCAGGAGACACUGCACAGUGCCAAGUGGGGAAGCUUUCGGAGCGCUUCGACUGUUAUCCAGAACCCGGAUCCAACGAAGCUGGCUGUCUUUCUCGCGGGUGCUGCUGGGGAAGACUAGACGAAAUUCCCGGUGAAAGGAAGCUCGAUAUCCCUUACUGCUACUUCCCGAUAAAUUACGCUGGCUACUACGUCGAGAAUGCGGAGAUUUCCGACGACAGGAUCGAUGUUAUGCUCGUGCGUCGGACGCCAUCGGGAAUCGACGUGGACGUGCCAUUUGUGCACGUAGAGAUUCUCUUCUACGACCAGGACACACUCAGAAUCAGGGUGCUGGAUCCAUUUCACAGGCGAUUCAUUCCACCCGUGCCCCAGAUCCCCUUCCGAACUUUCUCGGGCGACCGUCAGUACGUCGUCGGUUUGGACAAAAGCAGCGGCAAGCUGGUGGUUCAGCGCCGUGGAGACUCUCAGACUAUCAUCUUUCAGACGGAUUUGUCCCGACUGAUCUUCGCCAACCAGUUUCUGCAGCUGUCGACGCUGAUGCCUUCUGACACAGUCUACGGCCUCGGAGAGCAGUGGAAUCCACUCCGCCGAUCUACCAAUUGGACACGCCACGUGUUCUUCAACAGGGACCUAGCACCUACUGGAACAAGAAAUCUGUACGGGACACAUCCGUUUUAUCUGGGGCUUGAAGAAGAUGGCAAGAGCCACGGUGUCUUCCUGCACAACAGCAACUCAAUGGAGGUGGUGUUGCAGCCUGCACCCGCAGCCACAUUCCGGGCCAUCGGCGGCAUCCUGGACAUGUUUGUCUUCGUCGGUCCGACUCCGGCCAAAGUGGUGCAGCAGUACCAGAACGUGGUCGGCUUUCCCGCCAUGCCCCCUUAUUGGGGCCUCGGCUUUCACCUGUGCCGUUUUGGGUACGGGACUCUCAACAGGACCCGCUUUAUCAUGGAGAAGAACAUCGAAGCUGGGAUUCCUCUGGACACGCAGUGGAACGACAUUGAUUACAUGGUACGGCAGAACGACUUCACCUACGACGACGAAAGGUUCAACGGCCUCCCAGACUUCGUGAAUGAUCUGCACGCUGGUGGCCGCCACUACGUCGUAAUUGUGGAUCCUGCUGUGAGUGGUUCCGAGCCACCCGGAACGUACCCCCCUUACGACCAGGGCAUGGAAAUGGACAUCUUCGUGAAAAACAUGUCCGGAGGCGUGGUCUAUGCCAAGGUGUGGAACGACAAGAGUAGCGUGUUUCCAGAUUUCACACACCCAAAGGCCCAGGAGUACUGGGCUCAGCAGUUCAAGAACUUCCAUAACGUCGUUCCUUUCGACGGGGCAUGGAUUGACAUGAACGAGCCGUCCAACUUCUACAACGGUCAUGCGGACGGUUGUCCGACAGCGGACAGGCUCGAUCAUCCCCCGUACGUUCCUGGCGGAGAACCGCUCUACACCAGGACUCUCUGCAUGAGCGACCGCCACCACAUCGCACCCCAUUACUUCGUGCACAACAUCUACUCAUAUUUUGAAGCCAAGGCAACUUACAAAGCCUUGGCAUCCAUCCGACGAAAACGACCGUUCAUCAUCUCUCGAGCGACGUCACCGGGACAAGCCGCCUGGUCGGGACACUGGUCAGGGGACAUUGCGUCUUCCUGGGAGGACAUGCGACUGAGCAUACCAAACAUGCUGAGUUUCGGAAUGUACGGCAUGCCGCUGGUGGGUGCGGACAUCUGCGGCUUCAACUCCAACACCACGGUGGAACUGUGUGCACGCUGGCAGGCCCUCGGUGCCUUCUACCCCUUCUCCAGAAACCACAACACCGAUGACGGCUUGGACCAAGACCCUUACAGCAUGGGCCCCCUAGUGGUUGAUGCUGCCCGGAGCACCCUGCUGGGGCGGUACACGCUGCUGCCGUAUCUCUACACGCUGUUCUACAGAAGUCACACAAUCGGCGAGACUGUCGCUAGGCCUCUCUUCUUUGAGUUUCCGGAGGACCCGAACACCUACAGCAUCGAUGAACAGUUCCUUUGGGGUCCCAGUCUGAUGUUCAGCCCGGCCUUAUACCCGAACCAGACUGAGGUCAACGUCUACAUCCCGGCCGGCGUGUGGUAUGACGUGGACCGAGGGACUGCCUACUCAGCGACGUCCGGGCGUUAUCAGGCAUUCCCUGCGCCCUUCAACGUUGUGAACACCCUGAUCCGAGGUGGAUCCAUCGUUCCCGGUCAUAAGCCGGCUCUUACAACAACCGAAAGUCGACAGAACCCUUUUGUUUUGCUGGUUGCACCUGACCGCAAGGGCACUGCACGAGGACACCUGUUCUGGGACGAUGGAGAUUCAAUCAAUACCAUAGAAGACGAUAAAUACAACAUUUAUGAGUUCUUACUAGUAAAGGACCUUCUUAUUAUCAGCCGGACGAAACGAGGAUAUGCGGAUAAUGUGACUCUGGGAAGAGUGAGGGUCUUCGGUGUUUCUACUGGGCCAACAACUGUUUCUCUUGAAGGCAGAAGCGUGAAGUUCGACUACAAUGAAACAACUGAGGUUCUUACUCUUCUGGAUCUUGAUCAACCAAUGGAUGAAGAUUUUGCGGUCACAUGGACGUAAAUUAUACAGGGAAUCCUUCCGAAGCUUUCCGAGGUCGCAAAAGAAUGACAGAGUGUAUAAUGUUAUAAGCUGAUAAUGGCAAUAAAAUCGCCUCUGUUUAAAAACAA
This is a messenger RNA of Ixodes scapularis (black-legged tick), 2969 nucleotides long. RefSeq names its product lysosomal alpha-glucosidase. Gene Ontology annotation, biological process: carbohydrate metabolic process. Lineage: Eukaryota; Metazoa; Arthropoda; Arachnida; Ixodida; Ixodidae. Bases 139 to 2862 code for a protein of 907 amino acids. Gene Ontology annotation, molecular function: carbohydrate binding; alpha-1,4-glucosidase activity. The transcript has 20 exons. The record is from RefSeq and is a predicted model, not a curated record.